CCAUCAGCCCGCGCCGCGCCGCCCGAGUCGUUCCGCCCCGCCCGCGCGGCGGUCGGUGCACUGUCACCGCCCGCUCCGGCCAUGGCCAUGGCCCCGGCCCGUGGUUUGUAAGUUGGUGACCGAAGCUCCCGACGCGGCCAUGGUGGCGAUGGCGGCGGCGGCGGCCCUGGCAGCGGCCGACCCACCUCCCGCGAUGCCGCCGGCGGCAGGAGCCGGAGGGCCCGCCGCCCGCCGAGACUUCUACUGGCUGCGCUCCUUCCUGGCCGGAGGUAUUGCCGGAUGCUGUGCCAAAACAACAGUUGCUCCUUUGGAUCGAGUAAAGGUUUUACUGCAAGCUCACAAUCACCAUUACAAACAUUUAGGAGUAUUUUCUGCAUUGCGUGCUGUUCCUCAAAAGGAGGGAUAUCUGGGAUUGUAUAAAGGGAAUGGUGCAAUGAUGAUUCGGAUCUUUCCCUAUGGUGCAAUCCAGUUUAUGGCGUUUGAGCAUUAUAAAACGUUAAUUACUACAAAGCUGGGAGUUUCCGGUCAUGUGCACAGAUUAAUGGCUGGAUCCAUGGCAGGUAUGACAGCAGUUAUCUGCACUUACCCUCUUGACAUGGUUAGAGUACGCCUAGCAUUCCAGGUGAAAGGGGAACACACUUAUACGGGAAUUAUUCAUGCGUUCAAAACAAUUUAUGCAAAGGAAGGCGGUUUCCUUGGAUUCUACAGAGGCCUGAUGCCUACUAUAUUAGGAAUGGCUCCAUAUGCAGGUGUUUCAUUUUUUACUUUUGGUACCUUAAAGAGUGUUGGGCUUUCCUAUGCUCCUACCCUCCUUGGCAGACCUUCAUCAGACAAUCCUAAUGUCUUAGUUUUGAAAACUCACAUAAACUUACUUUGUGGUGGUGUUGCUGGAGCAAUAGCACAGACAAUAUCCUACCCAUUUGAUGUAACUCGUCGGCGAAUGCAAUUAGGAACUGUUCUUCCAGAAUUUGAAAAGUGCCUUACUAUGCGGGAGACUAUGAAGUAUGUCUAUGGACACCAUGGAAUUCGAAAAGGAUUAUAUCGUGGUUUAUCUCUUAAUUACAUUCGCUGCAUUCCCUCUCAAGCAGUGGCUUUCACAACGUAUGAACUUAUGAAGCAGUUUUUUCACCUCAACUAAAAAAAAUCAUGAUUUCGUUUCUUUAAUAAACUCUCAGAGGAAGAAAUAAAAUAUUACUUUAAUUUUGAGGAGAACUUUACUUGAAGGGGGAUAUUUACCCUGUCACAGGAACCACUGGUAUUUUAGUACUUGAUUUUUUUAUUCAUCACAAAUCAAAAGUGCUUACUAUCCUUUUUGAUGCCAAAAGUUAUACCUUAGAACAUUGAAAGAAAUUCCUAAGCUGAUGCUGGCUAAUCAGUUAGGUUAUUUGAAACCAUUUUAAAGAGUUAUUUGGAAGUAGAACUGACUUAAAAUGGGAUUCAGGAGGUUUCCAUUAGCUUUAUCAUGCUGUUCCAAGCUUUUAAUUGUAAUCAUUAUUUUCAAAGACUCUAACAUUGCUUAUUAUUAUUGUUGUUAUAAACAAGUUUGGUUAUAUUGCAGCAGAAUGAUGAGAACUGAAUUUUUAAGUUAUAUCAAAUGUAGCUUAGAAGCCAGCAAUGAAGUAUUGUUUUUAUCUCUUUUCUUGUAAUUCUGCUCCACUGGAUAAAAGGACAAACACUUUUUCUCUUCAUUUGUUAAUAAAAUAAAUGUUGUAUUUAAAAAGUAGCCACGUAGAGACUCAACAAUAAAUGGAGAAUUUUCGGGUAUUGCUCAAAUGUUAUUACCAGGUACUAUAAGUGAUUUAAAUGUGUUUUUAAAAGUCAAUGUAUUUCCCAAAGGCAGUAAUAAUAAAUACUGAAUAUCUUUGCUCUUAAAACAUAUUAGCAUUAUAGACUUGUUUUUGUUAGAUGAUUUGGUGUAUACUAGAAGAUUUAUUUAAGUGGACCAUCGAAUAUCCAUUAAUAUAGAUGUGAAUGUUACAGGAUGUUUCUAAGGUAUUAUGAUACAUCAACUAGUUCUUCCAUGUAAAAUAAUUUUAGUGCAAUAUAAACUUAAGUAGAAAUGUAAAACAUGGUUUGAAUUGCUCUCCUUUAUAUUAAAAUGGUUUAAAAUAUAAGAAUUCCAUUUAUUGUGUUUAGAGUACUUUUUAUGUUUUAUUUUAAGCAUGACAGAAAUGAGAGAACAGUUAUAGUUCUGUCCUCAGUAAUAGUGGUUUGUAGAAUUGAUAUUAUUUUUAAGACAUUAGAAAACUAAGUUUAAAGUGUUAUUUCUGCUUCAAUUUUUAUUUUUUUGCAUAAAAGAUUUCUUGUCAUACCUUGGUAAAAAUGAGAUGAACUGGUUUCAUUUUCAAAGUUUUUAUUUUAAAAUAAAUAUGUAUCUUUGUAUGAUUUAUAAGUGUACCUUCAGGUAGAAAUACAUGUGUUCCUAAAACUAUUUUGUAUAUUUUUAUUUCUGGGCUAUACUGUAGCUAAUUAUUGUUAUCAAAUCUCAAGAUAAUUUAAAUGUAUAAAAUAAGUAUCUCAGUUAUGUUAUCAAUAAAAGAGGAUUGUGAAUAUUUUUUUAAAUAAAAAUUUGCAUUCUAUG
Messenger RNA from Equus quagga, 2581 nucleotides. RefSeq names its product solute carrier family 25 member 16 (gene SLC25A16). Gene Ontology annotation, cellular component: mitochondrial inner membrane. Gene Ontology annotation, biological process: transmembrane transport. Lineage: Eukaryota; Metazoa; Chordata; Mammalia; Perissodactyla; Equidae. The record is from RefSeq and is a predicted model, not a curated record. The transcript is spliced from 9 exons. The coding region runs from base 140 to 1138 and encodes 332 amino acids.